This is a messenger RNA of Stereum hirsutum FP-91666 SS1, 1711 nucleotides long. RefSeq lists its product as uncharacterized. The transcript has 5 exons. Lineage: Eukaryota; Fungi; Basidiomycota; Agaricomycetes; Russulales; Stereaceae. The record is from RefSeq and is a predicted model, not a curated record. The coding region runs from base 697 to 1119 and encodes 140 amino acids.
GGGCUGGCAGCCAAUCGCUUGUUCACGAGACGAAGGACAGCCUAUGCGUUGCGGGUUCCACAAACGCUCCCGACGACGAGGGAUGACGCGGCGGACUGGUGUUCGACGUCGGCGAGCGCGUUUGGUCAUCCCGCUAUGAGAGCAGGCCACUGAGGAUCGAAAAUAGAUACCGCCGACGUGUCAUAGUCCCACGACACGUCGACAGCCGGGUAGAGUGGAUACAGGGAGAGCUCGGCGGAUAGAGAAUAUGGCUCGGCCUGAGGCGACUCGAAACGUACGCUUCCUCGGUAUGAACCUCUCCCAGUCCGUCUGGCCUCCACUCAAUCGCCCCUCUCCUUUCCCUUCCCUCCUCCAAAUGGUCUUGAAGCGACAGGAGAGCGACCGUGCUCGUGGGCGAAAAGACCCACAUGUCUGAGCCCCGUAUCUCGAGCCCUCCUGCCUAUCUUCCCAUUCUAAACCUCCUACGGAUUGUCUUGAAGUAACGGAUGUACACGUUUCCGUACGUGCAUGCGGACGUGGACGCGAUCGACGAAGGGCGAGUAGGCGUCCGCCAACUCGCUCGCACUGACCCGGAAUAGGCAUUGCUGGCGUGGUGUGGAUCACGUCGAGAGGCAAGAGGUUCUAAAUGCUGGUGUGGAUGCGGCGGGGGGGGAUGAUGGUGGCACCUGAGAGAAGCGACGUACGUCGUCGUCGGCCAUGAGCGCGAACGACGAGGCUAAGCGCCCGAUGAAGCAUUCGCUCGAGUUUGGUGUCGAUGGCUACGACAGCAUUUGUCUGAUUGGUGAUCGUUGUCUCAUCUUGUUCGUAGCCCCCUUCUCUGAUCCUGCGUAUCUUCGCUGUCCCAUCCCGAGCCUUUGCCAGUCGAGAGCGAUGCUUCUGGACGCUUCCGACGUAUGUGGUGUUACGAUGGGGUUUUGGAGGCUGUUGGUGGUCGAUUCGAAGAGGUGGGGAUGCGUCGACGGUGAUACCGAUGUUGGUUCCCCGUCGAGAGUGCGAUGUUUUCCUGUGAGCUAUAGACCAUCGUCGAGCGGGGUGUAUGUAGUCGUCGAGACCGAGACGACGACCAGUCUCCUUCGCGAUAGCGAGGGUCGAGGGAUGACGCCGGGGUCACUUGGAUAGUGAACGAGAAGCCGAGAGAUCAGGUUGGACGAAGGCGCUGGUAUCGGACUCUUUGCCGCCUGGAUUCGACGUGUCGUGGUUUCCAAAGAUGUGUCGGUAGUGAGGGUAACGGGGUCGGAUGGAAGUGGGGCUCGACCUCUCUUGUACGAGGGAGAAUGGUCAUAAGACCCAGAGGGAAUGGGAUAUAAAAGAAAACGGAAACAAAUAAAGAUAAAAGAAAACGGAAACAAAUAAAACAAAAAGAAACGACACGACGCUACGCGAAGGAGAACGCACCGGAGGCGAAAGAACCCAAACGCGAUUAUUUCCUUUGAAUUUGGCCCGCAUCCCGAGCCCUUGUUCCUCUCUGGAUCGUCUUGAAGCAACGGGAAUGCACAUUUGUGUGCGCGUUUGCGUAUGCGGGCGUAAUCGAGGGAGAGUGAGGGAAAGUCGUUCCCUCACUCCCGAUCGGAAUAGAUCACGCGGUGACCGUGGUUCCCGAUGAGAUGUCGAGGUGAGUAUGGGGAUGAAAGCGAGAGCCAUCGACGCUCCGUCGUUCUGAUUCGAAUAGGCGCCCGUCGAGCCGUCGCGCGUUCCACAGACGUGUCAGCGA